UGUCAACUAAACGCUUCUACAACAAAAGGAAUCAAUCUCUCAUCCCUCCCAGGCCGUCAUCACGUUACCGUUGCAGUCACUUUUGCCGAGUCUUGACAGCCAUUCACAAUGUCUCACCAGAAGAACGAGAAGGACGUCGGUGACGCUCCCAAGAGCCACCGUAUCCGAAUCACCCUGACCAGCCGAAAGGUUCAGUCUCUCGAGAAGGUCAGCGCUGAGCUCAUUGAGCGUGCUCGCAGCAAGGGCCUCACCAUCAAGGGCCCCGUCCGUCUGCCCACCAAGAACCUCAAGAUCACCACCCGCAAGACCCCUUGUGGUGAGGGUUCCAAGACCUGGGAUUCCUACGAGCUCCGCGUCCACAAGCGCCUUAUCGACCUCCACGCCCCCACCGAGGUUGUCAAGUCCGUCAUCGUCAACAUCGAGGCCGGUGUCGAGGUUGAGGUCACCAUCGCUGCUUAAACGUGGUCACUGACCUAGUCAGUGGUCGAUGUGCUCGGCUUCGUCCUGACAUUGUGAAGGAAGGGAAUGAUGGGAACAUCAAGAUCUUGCUCACAGCAAGAGUGGUGGAUAUAGGAUACUCAGUUAUGAUUAAUGAAUCUCUGGGAACCUCGUGUUCUACCAUUCAAAACCAUGAAGACCAUGAUAUUGUUGUGUUGUCUGACAUGGUGACUUUGACUCGGCAUGUUUUGCGAACAGUAUUCAACUCGCUCUUAACCAGGAGCUGUGGACUAAGUAAAGCAUCCAUGUACGAAUCGAAAUCAACCGAACUUAUGUGUGGACGCAGGAUGCAUUGCAG
This is a messenger RNA of Fusarium oxysporum Fo47, 796 nucleotides long. Its product is annotated as 40S ribosomal protein uS10. Gene Ontology annotation, molecular function: RNA binding; structural constituent of ribosome. Gene Ontology annotation, cellular component: cytosolic small ribosomal subunit; ribosome. NCBI's taxonomy places the organism in Eukaryota, Fungi, Ascomycota, Sordariomycetes, Hypocreales, Nectriaceae. Gene Ontology annotation, biological process: translation. The transcript is spliced from 3 exons. The record is from RefSeq and is a predicted model, not a curated record. The coding region runs from base 109 to 459 and encodes 116 amino acids.